Molecule: messenger RNA, 1955 nt
Organism: Linum trigynum
Lineage: Eukaryota; Viridiplantae; Streptophyta; Magnoliopsida; Malpighiales; Linaceae
Source: the annotation of a GenBank genome assembly
UGCCCUACAGCUACAAAACCACGUGAGUAGAAAUGAUUUUUAACUUUUCUCUGGCCAAUGGCAGAUAAAGGUGGUAAUGGAGCAGUGAGUAUAAAUGAUCAACUUUUCCGUGGUCAAUGGCAGAGAAAUUUGGUAGUGGAGAGCAGGGUCGACGUAAGGGCAAUAAUGCACUAACACAAACAGCAAACACAAAGACGGCACUCUGAUUCUCAUGAACUCUGUCUUUGGGUCUCUCUGUUCCUCCUUCCCCCUUCUAACCAAAUUACAGAGGAGCCAUGAAAGCACUUCCAACUUCAACCUCUGCUCCAUCCCUUACCAUCCGAACUUCAACCUUCCAUGCCCCUUUCUCCACACCCCAUUAUUCGCCGACCCAACAACCCAUUCUUAGAACCACAUUACCUAAAAACUCCAAGCUCCUUCUUUCUCUCCACGCCAUACCCCCAUUGCACAACAGUACUUCCUCUGUUUCAGCGGAAUCGCCACCUGAUCAAGCUGCUGAUGUCUCCGGAGGGGGAGUGGAGAAGUUCGAUUGGUACGCGCAGUGGUACCCGGUGGCGCCGGUGUGCGAUUUGGACAAAGGGGCGCCGCGUGGGUUGAAAGUGAUGGGGAUGGAUGUGGUGGUGUGGUGGGACGGGAACGAGAAUGCAUGGAAAGUGUUCGACGAUAUGUGUCCUCACAGGCUGGCUCCCCUGUCUGAAGGAAGGAUUGAUCGAUGGGGGAGACUGCAAUGCUCUUAUCAUGGCUGGUGUUUUGAUGGCUCCGGCAGCUGCCAGCUCAUCCCUCAAGCUCCUCUCGACGGCCCUCCGGCUCACACCAGCAAAAGGGCUUGUGUUGCUACUUAUCCAACCGUAGUGCAUCAUGGCAUUGUGUGGUUCUGGCCGAACUCUGAUCCUGAACACAGACACGUCUUUGACAAGAAAAAUCCUCCCUUGGUUCCGGAGUUAGACGAUCCAUCAUUCACUACGACAAUGGGGAGCCGAGAUAUUCGAUAUGGGUAUGAUUCACUGGUUGAGAACCUUGUGGAUCCUGCUCAUCUUCCGUAUGCACAUUAUGGUCUCACACCAACAAUGCCAAACAAGGAAAAGCGAGAUGAAGAAGGGGGGAGACCCAUGGAAUUCAUGGUGAACAAACUAGGUAUAGAUGGAUUUGAAGGAAGCGUGGAAUCUUUCGGCGAGUUUCGAUUCAUUGCACCAUGCCUCUUCUUUCUCCCAACUAUAGCUGAUGAACCCUCGGCGAAUCUAGGUAACGGUUUUGUUGUGCCAUCAUCUGCUGAAACCCUAAAGCCAUCAACAGGGCGUCGAAUGGCAUUAGUUGUCCUGUGUGUUCCUGUUAGUCCUGGCACUAGCAGAUUAAUCUGGGCCUUCCCUAGGAACUUCGAUAUUUGGGUGGAUAAAGUUGUACCUAGAUGGAUACUUCACAUGGGGACAAACCUUAUCCUCGACUCAGAUUUGUGCAUUCUUCAUGCUCAGUUGCCUGUGAUCUUGACUGGAGUGGGAAGUAUGUUGUUGAUCUCCCUCCAAUUCCUCUAUCAAGAGAACAGCUUAUGGACAGGUACUGGACUCAUGUAGUGAACUGCCCCAGCUGCAACCGCGCAUACAAGAUUCUGAAUGUGCUCGAAACCGUUCUCCAGGUCCUGGCUUUCGGACUGAUGGGCAUUGCUGUUGCAACAAAGCAGGGUAUGGUGUCAACAAAUACGAGAGCUGGAUUGGUUAUAUUAGCUACCCUGUCCUUUGCAGCUUCAAGAUGGUUGGCUCAUUUUGUCUAUAGGAACUUCCAUUACCAUGACUACAAUCAAUCGUUACGAGAGAACGAGAUGAUUGUAAUUCUGCUAAGGCGCUUAGGCCUUCAGGUGUAGCUAGCAUGAGUUGUCUAUUGUUGAUAAAGAGUUGCUAUAACAAAACUGUCUGUAAGCUAAUGGACUUUCCUGGCUACCGUAAUGAACUGGUCGCAGUAAG